UAUUGGGUAUAAAGAAGAAGAAUUAAUCAAAAGGUGAAAAAUGAGAAAUGCAUGAGGGACAAGAAAGUAAAAACACAUGCAAAAUGAUGACGGGUGAAGUGGAAAGAAAAAUGGAGAGAAAGCGUUUGAAUGCGCAGCCAUUAGCACUCAUUAGGAAAAUCAAAGGAUUUACUCGUUCAAUCGUUGAGGGUCUAGCUCGAGGUAGUGCACCUUUGAUCUACAUUGAUCGGUUCAGAAAUUACUGUACAGACACUUCUGGAAAUUGCUCUUGCAGCUCUGGUUUGCCGGCAGGCAAGGAAGCUAUAUCCUUGAAGAGGGAAUGCCAUGCACGUAGGCUUGAUGUCUUGUUGAGAGUUCUUCUGAUAGUUCAACAACUUUUGCAAGAAAAGAGGCAUGGAUCAAAAAGAGACAUAUAUUACAUGCAUCCUACUGUUUUUAAAGAACAAUCUGUUGUUGAUCGGGCAAUUAAUGACAUCUGCAUCCUCUUGCAAUGCAGUCGACAUAACCUUAAUGUGGUGUCUGUUGGAAAUGGAUUGGUGAUGGGCUGGCUGCGGUAUGUGGAAUCUGGGAGGAAAAUUGACUGCAUUAGCAAUCCUAACACUGCUUACCCGAUUCCGGUCCAUGUUGAAGAGGUCAAUGAUAUUCUUAGUGUUGCUCAAUAUGUUUUAGUUGUGGAAAAGGAAUCAGUGUUCCAGCGACUAGCAAAUGAUCAGUUUUGCAAGAGGAACCAUUGCAUUGUCAUAACAGGAAGGGGUUAUCCUGAUGUUCCCACAAGGAGGUUUCUGCGUCUCCUCAUUGACAAGCUGCAUUUGCCUGUGUACUGCCUGGUAGAUUGUGAUCCAUAUGGCUUUGACAUCUUAACUACAUACAAAUUCGGUUCUUUGCAAAUGGCUUAUGAUGCAACGUUUCUACAAGUCUCUGAGAUACAAUGGCUUGGAGUAUUUGUCCAGGAUUCCGACAAUUACAGCAUUCCACAGCAAUGUCUCCUGCCUUUGACUGUAGAAGAUAAGAGGAAAGUCGAAGCAAUGUUACAUAGAUGUUAUUUGCAACGAGAAGUGCCAAAAUGGAGGUUUGAACUGGAGCUGCUGUUGUACAAAGGAGUUAAGUUCGAGAUUGAAGCAUUGUCCGUGCACUCGCUCACUUUCUUGUCACACGAGUAUCUACCAUCAAAGAUCAACAACGGAGGAUGCCUUCAACUUCUUGGGUGGUGGAUUACCUCCAGACAGUAUCACAUAAGAGUAGAAGCAGAACAUUAGAGCAGUGAAAAGAUUUAAGAGCAAAGUGAAUGAUAAUGUUGUACGGUUGCACCAGGUAAUGGAUACUUGAGAAAAGAAGAAGACGUUGUAAUACCUAAUGGCAGCAAAGAAGCCGGCAGGGAACAAUUUUCCUGUCUGCAUAAACAAAACAAAACAAAAUGUUAAACCUACAAACAGAUACAGAACAAUUUUCCUGUCUGCAUCAACUUUCUUCUCUCUUUACAGUCGUCUUCCAACCCCACACGAUAUAUCUAUGAUCACAUGCAUACAAUGUUAAACCUACAAACAGAUACAGAUCAAAGACAUUACGCCCAAAAGAAGUGUUCCCUGUUCACAACCAAUAACAUGCUAAAGAGUACUGUCCACCAGCCAAAAUGUGAUGAUUUGGACUUUUAUUUGAAAAUAGUAUUAUUGUUAUAUAUGUAUUUA
Messenger RNA from Capsicum annuum, 1685 nucleotides. RefSeq names its product meiotic recombination protein SPO11-1. Gene Ontology annotation, biological process: meiotic DNA double-strand break formation; meiotic DNA double-strand break processing; reciprocal meiotic recombination. Bases 48 to 1256 code for a protein of 402 amino acids. NCBI's taxonomy places the organism in Eukaryota, Viridiplantae, Streptophyta, Magnoliopsida, Solanales, Solanaceae. The record is from RefSeq and is a predicted model, not a curated record. Gene Ontology annotation, cellular component: nuclear chromosome. Gene Ontology annotation, molecular function: DNA topoisomerase type II (double strand cut, ATP-hydrolyzing) activity; DNA binding; ATP binding. The transcript has 17 exons.